UCACGGUGCGCACAUUACAUUUUAAAACGUGGUUUUAUUUAUGUCGGUUUUUAAUUUUAUACAGAUAUUUUUUAAUUUUUUAAUUUUUUAAUAUUCACUUGGUUAUGGAUGUUUUUGAAAUCAUUCUUGGAACUUACGAAUCAUUUGUGAUUGGUGUAAAAUGUCGUUUCAAAAGCCAACAAUCUAAAGAUCUAGAACUGGUGCAAUCGUUUAAUGAUCAUGUUCAUCAAGCUAGUAUCCGUUCAGUGUCGUGUUCGUCCAAAUAUAUGGCAUCAAGUAGUACAGAUGAGACUAUAGAGAUAUAUAAUAUGAUCAGGCGAUGUCAUGUGCAUACAAUACUACAGCACAGUGGCACAGUAACAUCUUUAACGUUCACACCAGACGAUUCACAUUUAAUCAGCACUAGUGAAGAUGGUUCAAUAGCAAUGUUUGAGACGGGCACAUGGAAACUUAAAAAGCUUUGGGAUAAAGCUCAUAAAGGAUCAGCCGUUUCUUUCUUAGCAGUUCAUCCUAGUGGUAAACUAGCAUUAUCUGUUGGAAAAGAUAAAACUCUAAGAACGUGGAAUUUAGUGAAAGGUAGACCUGCAUACACUACAAAUCAGUCUAGUAUGAGUGCUUAUUACUUUUUUGAUAAUAUCAUUUGGUCUCCAGCUGGACAGUAUUAUGGUCUACCUUUAAAUACCAAGUUAAUGAUUUUUAAUGUGGAAACUGCAGGUAUUGCUUGUACAAUCGAAGACAAUCAUAAAAUACAUGGUAUUACAUUUAUAACGGAAAAUUUGGUAUGCUAUGGCUCAGAAAAUGGUUCACUGCAUUGUUAUGAUAUUAUUAAUAAAAAAAGUGUAUGGGAAGUAAAAAUUGGAGAUACUAGAGUAAAAUGUUUGAUCAAAGUUGAUAAUAGACUUGUAUCAGCAUUGAGUGAUGGCCACAUUUCUGUAUGGGAACUCGAUGGUAGUAAAAAACCUACUGAAAGUUGUUCAUUGUUUUUAGACUGCAGAAUUACUUGUAUUUGUAACAAUUCCUUAAGAAAAUCAAAGAUGGUAAAAGACGAAUCUGAUGAAGAAGUCGAAGUUAAGGAUGAUACUAUUAUUGGUAUAAGUAUUCCUAAUAAGACACAAAAUAUUAAAAACAAAUUACCAAUUAAUGAAGUUCAAAACACUAUUAUUAAGAAGAAAAAAAGUUUAUCAAACAAUUGGGAAGUUAGUGACAAUGUAUAAUGUAUUAAAAAAUAAUUGUAAUAAAAAAUGUCUUUAAAUA
Molecule: messenger RNA, 1254 nt
Organism: Melanaphis sacchari
Lineage: Eukaryota; Metazoa; Arthropoda; Insecta; Hemiptera; Aphididae
Product: p21-activated protein kinase-interacting protein 1-like
Exons: 7
Coding region: 105-1214 (369 amino acids)
Molecular function (GO): protein binding
Source: RefSeq, a predicted model, not a curated record